Messenger RNA from Lutzomyia longipalpis, 3323 nucleotides. It is a transcript of the gene Nadsyn, whose product is annotated as glutamine-dependent NAD(+) synthetase. Gene Ontology annotation, biological process: NAD+ biosynthetic process. The transcript is spliced from 7 exons. Gene Ontology annotation, cellular component: cytoplasm. The record is from RefSeq and is a predicted model, not a curated record. Gene Ontology annotation, molecular function: ATP binding; NAD+ synthase (glutamine-hydrolyzing) activity; glutaminase activity. Bases 29 to 2323 code for a protein of 764 amino acids. NCBI's taxonomy places the organism in Eukaryota, Metazoa, Arthropoda, Insecta, Diptera, Psychodidae.
CUUGUGAAUAUUUUUUGAGAAGAACAAGAUGGGACGAAAAGUGACGGUAGCUGUUGCAACGCUCAAUCAAUGGGCUUUAGACUUCGAAGGGAAUCUCUCAAGGAUUCUCCAAUCGAUUGUCGAGGCCAAGGAAAUGGGUGCGACAUAUCGAACAGGGCCUGAGCUUGAAAUUUGUGGCUACAGCUGCGAAGAUCAUUUCCUAGAACCUGACACCUUCCUGCAUUCAUGGGAAGUUCUUCUGGAACUCCUGCAGUCAACGUUCUGCCAAAAUAUCCUAAUAGACGUUGGGAUGCCGGUACAGCACAGGAAUGUCUCGUACAAUUGCCGCGUUGUCUUUUUCAAUCGCAAAAUCCUCCUAAUUAGACCUAAAAUGCAAAAUUGCGACGAUGGCUGCUAUCGUGAGACAAGGUGGUUCUCAAUGUGGAAGAAGGUGUGUAUGACGGAAGAUUUCUACCUGCCCCGGAUGAUUUCGGCAGUUACGGGGCAGCAAACAGUCCCCAUUGGGGAUGCAGUUAUAGCCACAAGGGACACAUGUAUUGGCUAUGAAAUAUGUGAGGAACUUUGGAAUCCCAAGAGUACCCAUAUCGACAUGUCCCUGUCCGGUGUGGAGAUUAUCAUUAACAGUUCUGGGAGCUAUAUGCAACUGCGUAAGGCCUACAUAACAGCAGAUUUAAUAAGGAAUGCAACGUACAAAGCCGGUGGGGCGUACUUGUUUAGCAACCUGAGGGGGUGUGAUGGGCAGCGUGUUUAUUUCAAUGGAUGCUCCGCAGUAGCGCUCAACGGUGAAAUAAUUGCGAGAGGAAAGCAAUUUUCCCUGCAGGACGUUGAAUUAACAAUAGCAACGAUUGAUUUGGAGGAUAUUAGGAGCUAUAGGAUGGCCCUACGAUCGAGGAGCAUCCUAGCGGCUUCAGCUCCAACGUACCUCCGGGUAAAUGUGGAUUUUGAGAUGUCCGGACAGAAUUGCUUGAGUAUCCCAGCUAGUGUGCCCCUGCAGUGGAAGUACCACACGCCUGAGGAGGAAAUAGCCCUGGGUCCGGCUUGCUGGCUCUGGGACUACCUCCGACGUUCAGGGCAGGGUGGGUUCUUCCUUCCACUGAGUGGUGGUGUUGAUUCUAGCAGCACAGCAGCGAUUGUUCACUCCAUGUGUCGCCUCGUGGUGAAUGCCAUUGAAACGGGAGACAUUCAGGUGUUGCACGAUGUGCGGAAGAUCCUCGGAGAUGCAGACUAUACACCAGACAAUGCUCAUGCCCUGUGCAAUCGUCUCCUUGUCACCUGCUACAUGGGUAGUGAGAAUUCCAGCGAGGAGACAAAGCAACGGGCUGCCUUGCUGGCCGAUCAGCUGGGUUGCUAUCAUCUGGAGAUAAAUAUUGACGGGGCUGUGAGUGCUCUCAUUGGGAUUUUCACCUUCGUCACGGGGCUCACGCCCAAAUUUCGCUCCCACGGCGGAUGUCCGAGGCAAAAUUUGGCUCUACAGAACAUUCAGGCACGCAUCCGGAUGGUCUUGGCGUAUCUAUUUGCUCAGCUAAUGCUGUGGGUGAGAAAUCGCCCAGGGGGGCUUCUUGUUCUCGGCACUGCGAAUGUCGAUGAAGCCCUCCGGGGGUACAUGACCAAAUAUGAUUGCUCUAGUGCUGAUAUUAAUCCAAUUGGGGGGAUUUCCAAGGCGGAUUUGAGAAAAUUCCUCCACUAUGUGCGGCAACAAUUCAACCUUCCUGUGAUUGAUGAGAUUGUUAUGGCUCCUCCGACGGCGGAGUUGGAGCCUCUAGCUAGUGGGCAGCUGGUGCAGACGGAUGAGCAGGACAUGGGGAUGACGUAUGCUGAGCUGAGUGAGUACGGAAGGCUACGGAAGCAGGCCUAUUGUGGACCCUUCAGCAUGUUUUGCAAACUCGUGGCAACUUGGGGCAAUGCCUGCACUCCAGGCGAAGUGGCGGACAAAGUUAAGCACUUCUUCCGCUGCUACGCCAUCAAUCGCCACAAAAUGACCGUUCUAACCCCGGCCUAUCAUGCUGAAUCCUAUAGCCCGGAUGACAAUCGCUUCGAUCACAGACCCUUCCUCUAUCGAGCCAACUGGAGUUGGCAAUUCAAAGCGAUUGACGAUGAGCUCGAAAGGAUCGUAGCACAGGGUGCACCAAAUCAAAAUCAACCUUCAGUCGAUCAAAUUUGUGAUUCAGGACAGACAAAGCAGAGUAUCAGUCGCAAAUCUUCCCAUCGUGAUUCAAAGCAUGAUUCAUCAACUUCCCUCGACAAUAAACACAGAUCCAGUCAUACGAAAUUAAAUGUGAAUGUGAUGGGUAAAAUAAGGGACCGAAGCGGCAUACCAGUGUAACAUAUUUUCAACCUUAAUUAUGUUCCUUUUUCGGAUGGGCAGGAAUGGGAUUUUUCGGGGAGUCCGUGGUUCUUUGGGAGGACGGAAUUUUAAAGAGGAGAGAGAUUGUUUUACUUUAGGAUGGAAUUUGCGGUAUGUUGAUGAAACAUAUUUCAAUAAAUUAAUUAUUUUCUUUAUUUUAUUACUGAAAAAAUAUGCGUAGGUUGUAUUAUGCUAUGUAAGCAUAUGUUCAUGAAGCAUAUGUAUGCAGAGUGUUUAUAACUAAUGAUAAAACACAUUUAAACGAUUUUGUAGAGGAACGUAAAGUAUAUAAAUUAGAGUUGAAAGUCAUCGAAAAAUCAUUUGAAUAUUGUGUCUCAAAUAUUUAUGAAGCAUAUGCUUACAGAGCAAUUAGGACAAAUGAGAACACACAGGUAUAUAAAGGAAAAUUUUAGAACAGUAUAAAACAUAAUGAAUAGUUGAAAACUAUUUUGUUAUUAAUGUCUUAAAUAUUCAUGAAGCAUAUGCUUGCAGAUCAUUUAUGGCAAAUGCUAAAACACUUUUAAAAGUUUAUUUCAGUAGCAUAAAAUAUACAAAGACUUGUUUUUUUUUUAUAUUAUGUCUCAAGCACUCAUGAAGCAUAUGCUUGCAGAGCAUUUUUGAUAAAUGUUGAAAUACACAGGUACCUAAAGAAAAAUUUUAGAACAGCAUAUUUUGGCCUAAAAUUCAAAGUAACAUCUAAAAACAUUUUUUAAAAAAAUUUCCUGAAGCAUAAGCAUAUGAAGCAUUUGUGCAAAUUUUAUCCAUGUAAUACUAUCUUAUCUCUGAAAAAUAAUUUCUUCGUCUAUUUGAAUGCUCUUAAAAAAUCCAGACUCCCGAAAAAUCUCAAAUUAUAAAAUCCUGGUAGAAAAAAAACAAUUUUCACGAAAAGAUAUAAUUUGAAAGUGAAGCAAUAAUUUCUAAAAAUCUGUAGAAAUUGCAUAAAAACUCUUCGAAGCACUCUGCGUUGAUACCACUGCUU